Pseudovirgaria hyperparasitica is the source of this 663-nucleotide messenger RNA. RefSeq lists its product as uncharacterized. The annotation marks the transcript as partial. NCBI's taxonomy places the organism in Eukaryota, Fungi, Ascomycota, Dothideomycetes, Acrospermales, Acrospermaceae. The record is from RefSeq and is a predicted model, not a curated record. Gene Ontology annotation, molecular function: methyltransferase activity. The transcript has 2 exons.
UUAGAGUCUCUAAUACGCUCUAUACGCGACAGAGAUACUCGCAGCUCACAGGACAAGAUCUCGAUUCUUGAAAGCGCCAAGGAGAUUGUACGGCAAUUGGAGAGCCCAGACGAGCGAGCAAUGGAACUUCUCAUGUCAUUCUCCAUCGUACCGGCCUUGAAGAUCGCUAUGGAUAUGGGUGUCUUCAAGAUGCUAGCCAUCCGCAGCCGAGUAACAGCAUCCGAGAUUGCACAUCAAGCCAAAGCAGAGGAGGAGUUUGUUGUCCGGAUAAUGCGCGUACUUGUAUCUAUCGGUGUACUUGCCAUUCUCUCUGUCCGUACAUAUGGAUCGACUCGGCUCUCCGAUUCCUUCACUGUACCAGCAAAUGCUGCUGGGGUAUGUGUUGUUAACGACCAAGCCCUUCGUGCUGUGUCACGAUUCUCCGAGUACGCCGCCGCCCACUCCUACCACAACCCGACAAACACGCUUACAGGCCCUUUCCAGUUCGCACUUAACACCUUUGAAUCCUGGUUCUCCUGGCUCUCCACACGCCCUCACGAAGAUGGAUGGUGGCGUCGAGCCAGAGCACCGAAAGGACAGACUCCGACUAAGCUUGGUACUCUUGAUCGAGAGUUCUAUACCUGGGUAGAGGUAAGUUAUACCUACUGCCUGCCCUUGAGGUAA